Messenger RNA from Ixodes scapularis (black-legged tick), 2173 nucleotides. RefSeq lists its product as uncharacterized. The record is from RefSeq and is a predicted model, not a curated record. The transcript has 8 exons. Lineage: Eukaryota; Metazoa; Arthropoda; Arachnida; Ixodida; Ixodidae. The coding region runs from base 425 to 1816 and encodes 463 amino acids.
UACAGUCGUCGACCAAUUUUUCGGACUCCGAUAUUUCGGACACGUCCGAUUAUUCGGACAUUUUGGCCGAACCAUCACUUACCCCAUAGAGUUAAUGUAUAACAUUAACUGAAAUUUUAGACGCCAUAAAGCUUACUGCUCAAUGUUUCAGACAUAAUUUCCGUGAUUUCCUCAGUUUACAGCCACAAAACAGCCGCCGCGAUAACGCCGCGAGCUUACGGACCGCCAUUUUGGUUAUUUUGAUUUUGCUCAUCGGCCUCAAAACACGUCCUACGCAAUAAACAAGCUGGGUUGGAUACACUGGUAGACUUGGUUGGAUACACUGGCUGGGUUGGAUACACUGGUGGACUUGACGUUCGUUCUGCAGGAUGAUGAUGUCACGGAUCACAAGCAGAAGAAGUACAUUGUGUUUCACAAUUUCCUAAUGAGGCUCCUCCAACGAUGCUUACGAUGUGGUGCCACCAACUGUGAGGUCCGCUUGUCAUUUGCGGGAAGUUUCAUGAGAGCGACCAUCACUUGCCCCAAGCAACACAAAGAGGUGUGGUGCAGUCAGCCCCUUGUCGAAGGGAAAGCGUUGGGAAACAUCCUGUUCUGCUCAGCCAUCUUGUUCUCUGGCUGCAGUCCUACAAAAGUUAUCAGGCUGCUGUCGCUGAUGGGCGUGAAAACACUGCAAAAGACACAGUUCUUUAAGUUUCAGCGAUGCUACCUCUUACCGGCAGUUCAAGAGGUCUGGGAAUCUGAGCAGAACCUCAUGGUUCAGGCUUCACGGGGCCAAAAGCUCUGUCUUUCCGGGGAUGGAAGAGCAGAUUCCCGUGGUCACUCUGCCGACUUUGGGACAUACACCCUCAUGGAUGUCAACCGCAACAGAGUCUUCCACAUCGAGCUGGUCAAGUCAACAGAGGUGUCAUCCAGUAACCGUAUGGAGAAGGAGGGGCUGGCCAGGGCAUUCAGCUCCCUUGAGAGCAAAAACGUCGAAGUUGACAUGCUGGUCACAGACCGCCACCGUGAGGUGAACGCAUAUGUGCGAGACAACCACCCUGAUGUGCUUCACCGCUUCGAUGCCUGGCACUUUGCAAAAGGAAUCAAGAAGAAGAUUGAUUCUGUGUCGGGAACAAAGGCCCACAACGUUCUCCGAAAAUGGAAGCGCACAAUCAUUCGUCACCUGUACUGGUGUGCCCGCACCAGCAACGGCGAUGGUGAAUUGGUGCUAGCAAAAUGGAGGUCCAUCAUGCCGCACGUGAUCGACGUACAUGUCCACACCGACCCCCUCCAUCCAGCCUGCGCACAUGGUGAAAUCAAGGACCGAAACUGGCUGCAGGAAGGAACAGAGACCUUCAGGCGACUGGAGUCUGUGCUUGUGCCAGCCCACCUGCUAAAAGACAUCCCUCGGAUUUCUCACAAGCAGCAGACUUACGCACUGGAAUCGUUCCAUGCCCUGCUCAUCCAUUACGCACCAAAGUCCACCAAGUUCACAUAUGCAGGAAUGCUGGCACGGACCCGGGUCGCAGCACUCCACUACAACUUUAAUGCAGACAGGGCUACUAUAAAAACUGCGGAUGGCCACCCACGGUUUUCCCAGCGUUGCUCGAGGGGGGACAAGCAGUGGACUGUCGUUCCUGUGAAAGAAGCUGCAGCAUAUGGCUAUGUUGGCAAGCUCAUUGACGCCGUCUUGACAUGCGUGGCACGCUGGCCAACAUACGAGUUGGCAGAACAAGCCGUGCCACAUGUCGUGCACGAGACCCUGAGAGCCAGGUGCGGACCACGGCCAGACAAGGAGGAAGCAGUGCGACGCCACCGAUCGAGGUUUGCUGUGUAACUGUUUCUUGCCUUCAGUUGCCCCUCCCAACCGUGAAUAAACUUUGCAUGGGAGGAAGAUCAAACUCCGCCUAGAGUCGGUGACAGGUUGACAAUUCAGUAGAAGCUGUGGCUUCAUCGGGCUUUCUACCCUUGAUAGCAGAACCGUGCAGCCAAAGCAUGGCAAAAGGCCAUGGGUGUGUGCUGGAGUUGGAGCUUCUACCGAAUUCUUAGCCUGUCACCGACCAUAGAUAUUAGCGUAGCGCUGAGAAAAAACUUCAAAUAGUGUAAAAUAGAGUGCUCAGCUGCACUGUUUUCAGACAUUGUGGUAUUAUCUUAUGUAUGUUUUGUUUGUGCCUGUGUUAUUGUCUUAUUUAGA